AUGAUGAGACUUUUCGUUCUUCUCGGACUCUUGACCGUUUCAAUCAAUGCAGUCACAUAUUGUGCUGUGAAUAACGGGAUUUCAUGCAACGCAGUCUGUUCUUCUGGUUUCACCUGUGCCUACACAAGCACUGCAGCCACCGCUCGAGUUUGCUGUACCUCAGCUAAUCUGAGAACAGCAACAACGUCGUGCUACAAUCGAGGCACCGAUUGUGCUGCUCGUAGAGCCGCCGGAUAUUGCUCAAGAACGUACUACGUCACUCUGAUGCGAACGCAAUGCCCCCUUGCUUGUGGAUUUUGCUCGACUGGCAAA
Messenger RNA from Mesorhabditis belari, 312 nucleotides. NCBI's taxonomy places the organism in Eukaryota, Metazoa, Nematoda, Chromadorea, Rhabditida, Rhabditidae. The record is from the annotation of a GenBank genome assembly.